Messenger RNA from Sphaeroforma arctica JP610, 363 nucleotides. RefSeq lists its product as hypothetical. The annotation marks the transcript as partial. The record is from RefSeq and is a predicted model, not a curated record. The transcript is spliced from 3 exons. NCBI's taxonomy places the organism in Eukaryota, Ichthyosporea, Ichthyophonida.
GACAUCAAGCUCAACGGGACGGAUCGAGAAACACCGUGGCUACAGUUCCGCAUCACGCAGUUACUUCCUCUGGGCAACAUGACCUACCUGGAUGAAUCGGGCCACAGGUCACAGGUGCAAGUGGGGCGAUUGCUGCCCAGGGGUGUGGAGUAUAUCACCGUGGAGUUGGAUAUAGACAUCGGUGGAGGACCCUUUACUUUUAAGUAUGAGGUGUGGGAUGGCGAUAUGAAUAGCACUGAAGCCGUAGUGCCCGUUUUCUCCACCUGCGGCGGCGGUUACUAUGUCGAAGAACUGAUACACGGUGCGUAUAUCAUUAUGUUUGAGAUUGAGAUGAUUAACGAUCAUGUUCACAGUGGGAUGUAG